AUGAAUAUUGUGAUGGACGUUGUCUUCUAUGAGUACUCUUUUCCUUAUCACGAUCUCACCUCGCCUUUGGUACCUUUUGCCUUGCCGCUUUCUAUUGAUGAUCUGGAUCCUCUUGCCCCUAUCAACGACCCUGUCUGUCCUCCUGCUACGAUCACUCCUUCCUCUGAUCCUCCUAUGUCACCCCUGUCCCACUUCGUCAUUCACAACGACCUCACAUUAGGCCUUCCUGAUUGGUCCAUUGAUCGCUAUAAAGCUCGUUUGGUGGCAAAGGGCUAUAAUCAGAUCGAGGGUGUCGAUUACUUUGACUCCUUUCCUCCAGUUGCUAAGGCUACUAUUGUCCGUAUCUUUCUCGCGUUGGCAGCCUCCAACUCUUGGCCCCUAUUAAAACUUGACAUUUACAAUGUCUUCCUCCACGGUUUUCUAGAGGAAGAUGUUUAUAUGGAUCCCCCUGAAGGCCUUCUUGGCGUUCCCGCUGGGCAAUCCAGCCAUGAACACUGUCCCUUUAUUAAGCGCACUUCCAGGGACUUUACUGCCUUGUUGGUUUAUGUCGACGACAUCCUCCUCACUAGGUCGUCUUUCUCUGCUCUGGACUUUGUCAAGUCCUAUAUUGAUCAUUUGUCCACCAUCAAAGAUCUUGGCACAGUUAAGUACUUUCUUGGGCUCGAACUCGCCCGUUCCUAUCAUGGUUUACAAGUCACCCAACGAAAAUACUUGCAGGAUAUUCUGGCUGACACCUCGAUGCUUGAUGCCAAACCUGCCUCUACCCCGUUGCCACCAGGUCUCAAGUUAGUGCCGGAUGAUGGUUCUCUACUCCCUGAUCCAGAUCGCUUUCGGUGUCUCGUUGGUCCCCUUUUUUAUUUCGGUUUUACUCGUCCAGACAUUUCCUUUGUUGUCCAACAACCCAGUCAAUUCAUCCAAGCACCUCGCUCUUCUCACUGGGAUGAUGCCCUUCACGUCCUUCGUUAUUUGAAGGGAUCGUCAUCCACUGGUAUGUUCUUUUCCUCUACUAGUUCCUCAACUCUCAGUGCCUACUCUGAUGCAUCUUGGGCCUUUUGCCCUGACUCUCGCCGUUCCAUUACUGGGUUCUGUGUUUUCCUUGGGUUAUCCCUUAUCUCCUAG
Molecule: messenger RNA, 1119 nt
Organism: Sesamum indicum (sesame)
Lineage: Eukaryota; Viridiplantae; Streptophyta; Magnoliopsida; Lamiales; Pedaliaceae
Source: RefSeq, a predicted model, not a curated record